Messenger RNA from Morus notabilis, 1295 nucleotides. Its product is annotated as translation initiation factor IF3-4, chloroplastic. Gene Ontology annotation, biological process: translational initiation; ribosome disassembly. The transcript is spliced from 9 exons. The record is from RefSeq and is a predicted model, not a curated record. Bases 114 to 956 code for a protein of 280 amino acids. NCBI's taxonomy places the organism in Eukaryota, Viridiplantae, Streptophyta, Magnoliopsida, Rosales, Moraceae. Gene Ontology annotation, molecular function: ribosome binding; translation initiation factor activity.
CUCUCUCUCUCACUUCCUCAUUGUCUCAAAAUUUGUGGAUAAGAAGAAAUUUUGCAAUAAUGCGCCAAACUCUCCGGCACUACACUCGUUAGUAGUAGAGCUCUCCCAACACCAUGGCUGGUAUCACCACCAGCUGCUCACUAAAACCGGUGCCAUGCCGUAAAACGACGCCGUCUCCGCUCACUCUCUCCUCCUCCGACUCCAAAUUCUUCAGUUUCCGUGUACGUGACCCUAACUUCAACUCUCUCGUCUCUCUCUCCUCGACUCUCGCCACCACUCCAAUCAACUCCCGCUACGGAGGCGGCGGCGGCGGCGGCUCUCGGUACUCCGGCCCUGACUCGCGGCGGUCACGGCAGAGCGACUCCGAAGACGAACAGGCUCUUGAUUUAUCCACUAUCAGGUCAGAUUCCGUCAGGCUUAUCGAUGAGCAGCAGAAUAUGGUAGGAGUAGUGUCUAAAGCUGAGGCUCUUCGGAUGGCAGAGGGUGUUGAGCUUGAUCUUGUUAUAUUAUCACCGGAUGCAGAUCCCCCAGUUGUCAGAAUAAUGGAUUACAAUAAAUAUAGAUAUGAACAGCAGAAGAAGAAACGAGGACAACAAAAGAAAAGUGCUGCAACUCGCAUGGAUUUGAAGGAGCUAAAAAUGGGUUACAAUAUUGACCAGCAUGAUUAUUCUGUGCGUUUGAAAUCUGCCCAAAAGUUUUUGAAAGACGGUGACAAGGUUAAGGUUGUAGUGAACUUGAAAGGUCGUGAAAAUGAGUUCCGGAAUAUUGCUAUUGAGCUUAUCAAACGUUUCCAGAAUGAUGUCGGGGAGCUUGCAACGGAGGAAUCCAAAAACUUCAGGGACAGGAACAUGUCCAUAGUCUUGGUUCCCAACAAGGCUGUUCUACAGAAGGGUCAAGAACCCGCAAAGAAAAAAGAUAAGUCAGAAGCAGUAAAUGAAGUAUCGGCUAGUAUCUGAAGGCGCUCGUGCAUGUUUGUUAAGAGUAAAAACUGGGCUAUUCUAUUUGUAUUCUUUAACAACGUUGGGGGAUAUUGGAAGGUUAUUUAUGUACAGCGCUGGUGUGAUACCCGGUUGAGAAUAUAUAUUCUCUAGAUUUUGAUGGAAGCUGUCCUUUCAAUUUGAAUUAUUCCAUUAUGGACUUUAAGGCCAUAGUUGUAAAAAAGAAGUGUUACAGCUUAUAUUGAAGCAAAAUAUUUUGUGAUCACUGACCGGGCUCAAUUAACCAGGACAUGCAGAGCUAUCAUCAUAAGCUUAUAGUUAAAAGAACAUUCUCAAGAUAUCUACAGUUUUGUGUCA